AUGCUGGCUACCACCUGCGCCGCGCCGCCGUGCCCGUUCGCACGGUCGCGGCGGCUCCCCGCGGCGACCUUUGGCGGAGGCUAUGGCAUUGGGCGCACUCGCCGCAGCACGAGGCCAAGGGCGCCGAGGAGAGCGGGGGUGGUGCGGUGCGGGCUGCUGCCCGUGGACCCGUGGGCGCCGACGAUGGACUCCCAGAGCGUGGCCUCGCAGCUCUUCGCCGUCUCGCUCUUCCCCUACCUGGGCUUCCUCUACUUCAUGACCAGGUCCAAGACCGCGCCCGGGCUAACGCUCUUUGGUUUCUACUUCCUCCUCGCCUUCGUCGGCGCCACCAGACCAUGGAUGACCUGUGGACGAGGGCUGCGGCAGGGUGAUGCCCUCUCGCCGUACCUGUUCCUCCUUGUCGCCGACGUCCUUGAGACGCUGAUCAAGAACAACAGGGCCAUCCGGCACCCCCUCUCCGACGACGGGCCAUGUGCUGUGCUCCAAUACGCCGAUGACACCAUUGUCGUUGUCCGAGCAGACUCUGGUUCUGCUCAACAACUGAAGAAAGAGUUAGACAGCUUCGCCGCGGCCACGGGCCUCGCCAUCAACUUCACCAAAAGCACCGUCACUCCCAUGAAUGUGGAUGAGGGCCGUGUGAAUGACCUGGUGAACAUCCUACACUGCCUGCGAGGGAGCUUUCCACAGACAUACCUGGGGCUGCCUCUGUCCAAUACCAAGCUGCAACUGUCCGCCUUCGCGCCCCUGAUCGCCAAAGUGGACAGGUACCUUGCCGGUACAUUUGCUAAAGUUCCACUUCCACAGUUAGAUCAUUGUGAAGAUGUUACAGAUAUUAGUGGUUGA
Miscanthus lutarioriparius is the source of this 843-nucleotide messenger RNA. NCBI's taxonomy places the organism in Eukaryota, Viridiplantae, Streptophyta, Magnoliopsida, Poales, Poaceae. The record is from the annotation of a GenBank genome assembly.